Molecule: messenger RNA, 2016 nt
Organism: Aspergillus affinis
Lineage: Eukaryota; Fungi; Ascomycota; Eurotiomycetes; Eurotiales; Aspergillaceae
Product: putative copper amine oxidase
Exons: 4
Coding region: 1-2016 (671 amino acids)
Biological process (GO): amine metabolic process
Molecular function (GO): copper ion binding; quinone binding; primary methylamine oxidase activity
Source: RefSeq, a predicted model, not a curated record
AUGGCUCCCCAUCCGCUCGCUAUUCUCUCAGAGGAGGAGACCAACAUCGCCCGCGAUGUGGUCGUUGCCUCUCACCCCGAUAGUGUCAUCGAUUUCCGUGAGAUCUACCUCUUAGAGCCCCCCAAGGCUCAGCUGCGCGACUUCCUGGCGUUGGAACAUGCCGGACGGUUGAGUCCGACCACGCCUCAUCCCCCUCGUAUGGCCCUGUGUCAGUACGAUGUCAUCGGCUCCGAUCGAAUUCCUUUGUACCAGGAGUCCGCCGUGGAUGUAGGAUCGCGUAAGCGGGUCAAGCAUCAGGUUAUUGGAAAACAGCAUCAUGCAGCUCUGACAGUGAGCGAAUUUGAUGUGCUUGUCGACCGUUGCUUUGCCUCCCCUCUGUUCAAGCAAGCUCUUGCUGAAUUCGAUCUCCCCGAAGGCUUCGAAGUAGUGAUCGAACCGUGGCCAUACGGUGGACUGGACCAAGUCGAGGAAAACCGCCGAUACUUCCAGGGUCUCUGCUUUGCGCGCGACAAAACCAAGAACAAUGCCGAUGCCAACUUCUACUCCUACCCACUACCUCUCAUUCCCGUCAUGGAUGCUCACACCCAACAAAUUAUUCGAGUUGAUCGUCCUGCCACUGGAGGUAAAGGAGAGGGCCUACGUGACCAAACCUUUAAGCGCGACAUUAUCGGCCAUUGCAAGGGCUCAGACUACGUCCCGGAGUUGCUGCCUGAGGGCACGCGCAAGGAUCUGAAACCAUUGAACCUGGUGCAGCCGGAGGGGCCGUCCUUCCGCAUUACCAACGAGUCUCUGGUCGAAUGGCAGAAGUGGCGUUUCCGCGUUGCAUUUAACCCUCGCGAGGGAGCUACUAUUCAUGAUGUUUGGUACGAUGGACGCAGCAUCAUGUAUCGACUGGCGAUUAGCGAAAUGACUGUUCCCUAUGCCGACCCUCGUCCUCCAUUCCACCGCAAGCAGGCAUUCGAUUUCGGUGACGGCGGUGGCGGAAACAUGGCCAACAACCUGUCCAUUGGCUGCGAUUGCCUGGGCGUGAUUAAAUACUUCGACGCAGUACUUACCGAGCCAAAUGGCUCCGCUAAGAAGCUGCCCAAUGCCAUCUGCCUGCACGAACAGGACGGUGGCAUUGGCUGGAAACACUCCAACUGGCGCACUGGACGAGCGGUGGUGACCCGCAACCGGGAGCUGGUGGUGCAGUUCAUCAUCACCUUGGCAAACUACGAAUACAUCUUUGCCUACAAGUUUGAUCAGGCGGGUGGCAUUACUGUUGAGUCCCGCGCUACGGGCAUCCUCAACGUGGUCAACAUCGACGCCGGCAAGACCAGUGAUUACGGCAACGUCGUCAGCGGAGGUGUCCUGGCUCAAAACCACCAGCAUAUCUUCUGCGUUCGCAUGGACCCUGCCGUCGACGGGUCGGACAACUCGGUUGUCGUUGAAGAAUCGCACCCGGUGCCCAUGAACGAGGUUACCAACCCUAACGGCAACUUCUACCAGGUGACGAAUCAGACCAUCGAGCGGGCUGGCUGGCUAGACGCUGCCCCGGAUCUGAACCGAACGGUCAAAAUCAUCAACCCUCACCGCACGAACCCGAUCAGCGGGAAGCCUGUUGCAUACAAAUUCAUCCCCUUGGCGACCCAGAAGUUGCUGGCUGACCCCAACUCGGUCCAAGCGAAGCGCGCACAAUUCGCACAGCACCAUGUCUGGGUGACGAAAUACCGCGAUGGUGAGCUUUAUGCUGGCGGGCGGUAUACUUUGCAGAGUCAACAGGAGGUCGACGGGGUUGCUGACGCGGUGCGACGUGGGGACACUGUCGCCGACACGGACGUUGUGGUAUGGAGCUGCUUUGGAAUUACGCAUAAUCCUCGAGUUGAGGACUGGCCGGUGAUGCCCGUCGAAACAUUCCAGCUGAUGAUCCGACCAUCCGACUUCUUCACGGCCAACCCAGCGCUGGACGUUCCCUCGGAUAAGAACGGUAGCUCGGUUGUCGUGGGCGGAGAUUGCUGCCGGCCGGCACAUAUCUAG